GUUCCGCGGUGUGUAACCCGGAAGCGCUCGGGCGCCUGGCCUAGGCCCUGGCGCGGGAUGGCGGAUUAUGAGAGUGUCCAGCGCGCGCCGCUGCGGCUGAAGGGGAGCGGUGCGGCCCCGGCGCUUGGGAAGCGGAAGAAGAAGAAGGCGGCUAAGGACAAAAGCAAAAUCCUGGAGCAGAUCGUGAGCAGUAAGAAGCAAGAGGAGGAGAAGAAGCGGGCUCUGGACAAGCGGACCCCUGCACAGCUUGCCUAUGAGAAGAUGCAAGAGAAAAGGCAAAUGGAAAGAAUACUGAAGAAAGCCUCCAAAACACACAAACAAAGAGUUGAAGAUUUCAACAGACACUUGGAUGCUCUGACUGAACAUUAUGACAUUCCCAAAGUUAGCUGGACUAAGUGAAUGUCUUCCCUUCCACAGUUUUGGAUUCUGAGUAGGCUUUUUAUUUAAAGGAAAUGACUGUGCAAAUCUCUGCUCUCUGAGUUGGAUAUUUUAUUAAUGUUAUAUAAACACUUGCAUCCUGACACUUUUUCAUUGUUCAUUUAAAACUAUGUUCAUAGCACAGCCAUCUUCUUGAACUACUAGUUAAGGCCCUGAGCCUCCACUCAGGUGCAAGGAUAUGGAUCCUUUGCAGAGCUCUCUGCAGGAUCAGGGCCAAAGGUAGCUCAUGCUUAUUGGAGAAAUUUAUCUAGUAAUUGUUCUAACAUUAUCUGGUAGAUAACCUCUUCUCUUUUUUCCUUUGAAAGGAGAACUUUGACAGUGUCCUACAUAAUAAACUUCAUUUAUGAAUUCAA
This is a messenger RNA of Malaclemys terrapin pileata, 791 nucleotides long. It is a transcript of the gene FAM32A, whose product is annotated as family with sequence similarity 32 member A. The transcript is spliced from 4 exons. Bases 58 to 399 code for a protein of 113 amino acids. NCBI's taxonomy places the organism in Eukaryota, Metazoa, Chordata, Testudines, Emydidae. The record is from RefSeq and is a predicted model, not a curated record. Gene Ontology annotation, cellular component: nucleolus.